Polyodon spathula (Mississippi paddlefish) is the source of this 4346-nucleotide messenger RNA. RefSeq names its product v-rel avian reticuloendotheliosis viral oncogene homolog A (gene rela). Gene Ontology annotation, biological process: canonical NF-kappaB signal transduction; regulation of transcription by RNA polymerase II; non-canonical NF-kappaB signal transduction. The record is from RefSeq and is a predicted model, not a curated record. Gene Ontology annotation, cellular component: cytoplasm. The transcript is spliced from 11 exons. Bases 372 to 2231 code for a protein of 619 amino acids. Gene Ontology annotation, molecular function: DNA-binding transcription factor activity, RNA polymerase II-specific; RNA polymerase II cis-regulatory region sequence-specific DNA binding. Lineage: Eukaryota; Metazoa; Chordata; Actinopteri; Acipenseriformes; Polyodontidae.
UUGCAAAAGCCAGACAGAACGAAAACAAAACGAGAGAGAGAGAAAAAAAAAAGAAAAAACGACUUUCUUUUUGAAUCCCACUCCUGUUUGCGGAACAGCAUUGUUUUUAGUGUCUUUUUUAAACCCGAUUUCGCUCACAGAGCAAAACAGAAGGACUUCCAAUAAAUGACGUCACGGGGGUAUUUCCUUGAGUGAGUCGAAUCGCUCUGAAACUAAAGUGUGGGUAGGAGGGCUGGGUUAGAAAUCUUAAAAAAAAACAAAAACAAAACACAAACAAACAAUAAUAAUAAAAAUAAUAAUUCAACCCUGAAAUCCCUUAUACUCGGGUCGCCGAAAUCUAAACAGGAGAGGCAUAUCUCGGAGUGGAGGAAAUGGACGUGUUCAGUUGGGAUUCCCAUGUUGUUAUGAAUCAAGGAAUGCCGGGAGGGAUCCCCAGCGCUCCGUACGUGGAGGUCAUCGAGCAGCCCAAACAGAGAGGCAUGCGCUUCCGAUACAAGUGCGAGGGCAGGUCCGCCGGGAGCAUCCCUGGAGAGAAGAGCAGCGACACCACCAAAACACACCCUGCCAUCAAGAUUCAUCACUAUUCUGGGCCAGUGCGAAUAAGGAUCUCUUUGGUGACUAAGACCUCCCCUUACAAACCUCACCCCCAUGAGCUGGUGGGGAAGGACUGCAAAGAGGGCUACUAUGAAGCUGACCUGCAGGACAGACGCAUUCACAGUUUUCAGAACCUGGGGAUUCAGUGUGUCAAGAAGAAGGAUGUGUCUGCAGCUGUCAACAGCAGGAUAAGGAGCCAGAACAACCCCUUCAACGUCUCCGAAGAUGAGAUGAGGAAUGAGGAUUACGACCUCAAUGCUGUUCGGCUUUGUUUCCAGGUCUAUAUCACCCAGCCCAAUGGAGAACUCCACAGACUGGACCCUGUAGUCUCCCAGCCUAUCUACGACAACCGUGCUCCUAACACUGCAGAGCUGAAGAUUUGCAGGGUGAAUAAAAACUCUGGGAGCUGCAGAGGCGGAGAUGAGAUCUUCCUGCUGUGUGAUAAAGUCCAGAAAGAAGACAUCGAAGUGCGGUUCUUCCGAGACUCCUGGGAGGGGAAGGGGCAUUUCUCCCAGGCCGACGUGCAUCGCCAGGUGGCCAUCGUCUUCCGCACCCCCCCCUACAGCAGCACGGCGCUGAGUGAGCCGGUCAAGGUGAAGAUGCAGCUCCGCCGGCCGUCCGACAAGGAGGUCAGCGAGGCGAUGGACUUCCAGUACCUGCCAGACGACACAGAUCAGUACAUGGUGAAAGAGAAGAGGAAGAGGUCUCAAAACGCCUUUAAUAACUUCAUGCUGAACGCCAGCUUCCCUGGAGCCUCUGUAAUGUCGCAAAGGCCUUUGGCUACAAGCAGAAGGAACGCAGACCUGACCAGACCACAAGCCAGCAUGAGCCAGCCCGUGACUCCCGUGGUUCCUGCGAGACCACCUGCACCAGCCCCCACCCUGCCCUCAAUGGGCAAACCCAUGAACCUCUUCAGCCAGCCUUCCUUCUCCACUUCCAUGGACUUCUCAUCGCAGUUCAGGCUCAACCAACCGCAGGAGAAGCAGCAGCAGCAGCAGCUCAGCAACACUAUCUUCAACCCCUGCCCAGGCCAACGCAGUACAGCCCAGGUCUUCUCGGCUCCCAGUCAGCAGCCCCAAGCCAGCCUCCCAGUGCAAAACCUCCCUGGGUUACCUGGAACGGAAUACCCUACAGUCAACAUGUCUGAUCUGUUCGACACCCAGUGGGUCAGUUUCCAAAGCCAGGAGCCCCAGAACGCAGGGGGGACCCAAGGCAAGCACGACUCCUCCCUGGGCUUUGAGUCCCCGGCCAUCUCCAGCAUCGGCGGGAUGGAGUUCGACAGCAUCCCCGUGGACCAGACUUCCAUCACCCUGGAGGGCAUCGAGACUGAGGCCUUCCAGAAGCUGCUUAUAGACUCCCAGGGGCACGGGGAGCUGAACCAAGCCCUAGAGGAGGCUGCCAGUGGUGGGGAACGACCCCAACAGCCCUCCCUCCCUGCCCAGGGCCACAUCAUGAUGACCUACCCCAGGAGCAUCCUGAACUUGAUGAACAGAGGCGAUGAUGACGAGGGGGGCCUGGGGGCGUUCUUUACGAAUCCGGCCGCCGGCAACGAGAUCUACAACUCCAUGGACGACGACGAGCGCUUGAUGUCCAUUCUGGACCAGUGGCCCAGUCUGGACGGCCAGCCGCCCGUUUAAAAAGGCAGCGAUGCCGGGGACCUGCUUUUUCAGCUGUUGGUUCUCCGUAGGGGGAAAUCUAGCGCCCCCGAGAGGCGGUCCAGGAACACUGCAGAGCUCUGUUAGAAUCUAUCCUUCUGAAUGUUUCCCUGUGGUAAAAGCACAGCGAAAGCAUUUGGAAAGCAAAGAGAGGUCUGGUAAAGCACAUUAAAAACAAACCAAGGCAAACUAACCCUUAUAAAAGUUUCCCAUGGUAAAGGUGUGUGUGAUCAAGCACAGCUGAAGCAUGGGAAGGAACAGCGAGGUAUGGCAAAGCAUACAUGUAGACUAUGGUAAAUGCACGAGAGGAGAGCUAACAUACUGUGAGAAACGUUUAUAAGGGCAGUCUAGACCUGGAACUACAUGCAAAGCUCAGUCUUUCUCUUUUGCUGCUUUGCAACAGCGUUGAUUGAUUUGGAAGCCAGGAAGAGCUUCAGCAGUCGCUGACAGAAUUGCAGAAUGGUAGGCACCUUCAGGGUCUGCGUUCAGUUCCUGUUUUUCAAAUCACUUCCCAGUUCCCGUUCCCACACAUCCAUGAAUUGGCUUCAAACAAAAGCAGGGGAUCAGCGAGUUUGUCUCUAAAAUAUCGUUUCCAUUCGGAGACCCCCUGAGGACCUCUCAAGGCUAGUUUCUUCAUUAAAACCACGCGGUCGGCUAGAUCGGUUCACAGCGUGUCUCGAGUCAGUUAAAAAGAUAUUUAAAUUGUUUUUUUCUUGCUGUCUGGUGUCCUGUUGUUGGGCUGUGGUUAUGGGUUCAGCUUCUCCCAUACUGAGUUCUCUGAAUCCUGCUUUGAGCUCGUCUGGAGAACUCCAAGUGGCUGGGACUGAGUCCCCUACCCUCAUUCCAUUCACUGCAUCAUUGUACAAUACGAACAGUCUGUGCCGUCCUGGCUGCGUCUCAAUAUCUUGUAGAUGUCCGGAUCUUGUAUGUGCAGUCUGCCUUGGGCACUGAGACUGCUACUCCUGCCAUGUCGAGGCAGGGAUGGUGCGACUGGGUGACGUCACAGCCCGGGAACGAGACCAGGGGACAGAGCUUGCAAGAUUUAACAUGCACACUUUCAUUAUGAAAUAAUACACAAACAGGUUAACAACAAGAAUAUAUUUAUAUUUUUUUUAAAUACCGCGGUUGUAGGGUGAGCUGCUACUUUCACACAAUACACACGGCUUCAGAAAACUGCCCUGUGCACCAAUGGUAAUUAUCUAUAUACAUUUAAACCACACGGCACACUUACUUCCAACAGCUAACGCCAGCAUUAACUCUCGCCACUAAACCUAAACUAACAACCGUGAUCAACCUUUUUAUACACCUGUGGCUGGAGCCUAGUUUAACCAUUUAAUCACUCGUUCAAUCUACAGCUCCAGCAAUAAGAUUCCUGUUGCACAGCUGCUUCACCCAUUCCAGGUUUUAACAGGAGCUUGAUCAGCCCCCAGCCUGUCUAGGUAACAAGCUCAGGUGUGUCUUAUUGUUAAACUCCCAGUAAAACCAGGAAUGGAUCACACUGCUGUGCAGCGGGAGACAAUCUGUCAAUGUACAGUAACACUUGCCUCUCCCCUCUCUUUCUCUCUAAUGAAUGAUGUAAUAUUAGAGUUUGUAAAAAGAGGGUAACAGUGGGCUGUGGUUUUGGAUAUGACGUGUAUGCAUUUAUGUGUAUCUUUGUUUUGUAUACAUUAUAAGUUAAUAUCAUGUUAACAAAUGAUCUGUAUCUUUUUCUCCCUCUCUUCAAUGUGACGUUAGGGGUACAGUUAUUGUGUAAAUCAGAGGGACUAUCAUACAUUAAACUGAUUAGGAUGUUCUGUGUUAAAUAAGGCUGUUAGAUCCUGCAUGCGUUCCUCUUCACUCAAAAGACAUUUCACACUACCAGAGACACAACCAGUGUUAACAGUAGUGGCUAUGUAUAGGACACCCUGUAUCUCCACACAUGAAGUGGCUUGAACAGCUGUUAUUUGUUGGGUGUAUGGUGUCUCUUACUAUUGUGAGAUUGCAUCUAGUUCUGGCUGCUCAGACCAAAAACAAAUAAGGAUGUCUCCAAUGAACUGAUUAUGAAUCAAGAAAAUAUAUAUGUAUUUUUACUUCAGAGUAAUGUGCAAUACACAGGAG